UUUUAAACGCUAGCACCGCAUCGAAUCCGAAUCCGAGUCCAAGACAGAAUUACAUUUACAAUUUACCCAACAUACUCAGGAGUGUUGUUUCUUCUUUUUUUUAUUGUGGUGCCACAAAGACGCAAGAAUAUUUCAAAGUGCUACAGUGCUAUCAAAAUCGGAUUGUGUGAACUCGCAUUGCCAUCUGGAGUCGCCAUGAGAGUAGCAGUUUUAUUGGGCACUCUAAGUGCUAUUCUGUGCAUUGCCAGUGGAUUGAGCCAGUCGGAGGCGGGCGGUUCGAAGGGCAAUGGCUUUCCCAAAAAGGUUACCAACCUGAAGAAGCGGCCAACCAAAACGCCAACUACUGCACCGAUUUCCACCAGCAGAGGGACCACCACCAAGCCUAGUAAGCCACGAGUGAAGAUUGCUAAGUCGGCAGCCACCAGGGGCACCACCAAGGCACCGGCCUUAACCGAGACAUUUGGAAACUUGCCUGCUGACGACCUGGAAUUCAUCAAGGAGCUGGACAAGCAGUUCAAACUUCACGGGGACAAGAUCAAGAUCAAGGUGGAGAGGGAUAAUUCCACGGGCAGCGGUGGCAAGAACAGCAAGAGGACCAUCGAAGGGGAUUUGGGAUACGGCUACUUGCAUCCUGGCUACGAUUACACGCCUCCCAAGUUCAUGUUCUAUCCGUACUCGCAGCACGAUAUACCCUCAGGCUUUGCCCAUCCCCAGCCACUUCCGGAGGAGCAGGAGGAGCCACAGCAGCCGGCGGUGCACCACCAUCACAAUCACGAGCAGGUGACCAGCGUCACCAUUGAACCCUCGUACUCUUACGAGCUUAAACCACAAACCAGCUAUGAGACCCAGCCGCAGCACACUGCCCCCGAACAGCCCCAGAUUGAUUUGCCCCAAGAAGAGGCUGAGGGUGCACAUGGCGCUGGCGACUAUAAGGAGCCUGUCAUUGUUCUGCGUAUCCCGGGUCCAGCUAAGUACGCCGCCCAUUUGCAGACCCUUCUCCAGCAGUAUCUCGAGAUCAGGGCGGCACAGUACCUCCAUUUGCUCCAGGAGGCAGAGCAGCAGCAACAACAGCAACAUCAGCAGCAACCACAUGUGGAUCCCUCACAGCAAUACGGACCACCAGAACCUGCCACAUACCACCAGGAAGUCAGCUACGCUCACCAGUUGGCACCCACUCCUCCGCCAGUCCAGUACGCACCCAUCGACGAUGUCUACCAGAGCUACAAGGGGCGCCACCAGCAACAGUUGCAGCUGGAGCAGCAACAGUACGAGCCGCAGCAAUACUACGCCCCCAUGGACUACCAGCAACCUACUCAGUUCUAUUAUGCCCAGCCACAAACUCACUUGCAGCACCAGCCUCAGGUCUAUCUUAUAGCAAUGGCCCAUCCAGAACAGGAACCACAACCACAGCAGCUUCAUCAUCAGCAUGUGCACCAGCAGCACCAGCAGCAGCAGCAACAGCCGGAGCAGCAGCAUCAGCAGCCAAUAUAUGUGCCAGAAUCUGAUCAACCCACAGGUCCUGGUGUCCCGGAACAGGAACCGGAACCGGAGCACAGUCUACCAAUCACGGAGAACAACCCACGACCCACCCACACCAAGGUCAUCUUCAAUCCCUAUCCCUACAAGCAGCAGCAGCAGGCCGACAUCGAAGAGGAACAAGAACCAUCCGAGGGAGAGCGUCCCUUCAACUACCACGCCCACGGCCUCAAGAUGCGCCAGGGAAAGAGGGCGGCUAGUCCUGAGCCUGCGGAAGGAGCGGACAAGAGGCUGCAACAAAUCCGGGAGUAUGUGAGGGAGAAACUGGGCGCUGAAAUGGGCUCGGCUGUGGAAUACAAGACGACGCAGCUGCUUGAGGGCUGAUGCUCGAAUCCACGUCCGCGGGGGGAAUGGAGAUUCACUAGAAAGCGCACACUGACUGCCAGGAUGAAUUUAGCAAAUUAGGGCGUCAAAAUCUAAACUAACGACAUGGUUUCCCAACGUGGCUACUUGUGACGAUUCAAAAUAAGUUAUCGCGAGAGCCACAGAAAUAUCUAGAUACUAAAAUCAAAUCAAAAUGUUUCUGGAAGUAUGUCGCCUCUAAAUAUUUCAGAACUCUUCAAAUUUCUGUCGCUCCACUAUUUUUUAUGGAAAAGUCAGGCAGAUUUUCAAUAUCUCUAGAGGUCAAUACUAUUUAAAGUAAAGUAAGAGUAAGCCAUUCUGGCUUGGCCAGGUACCAACUGGCUUUUGAAUUGCAAUCCAUAAAAAUAAUACUUUAGCAUCAUAUGUGGCUAUAAUAAUUUAUUAAACCUUUGGAUACUUUUAGAAGAUAGUAUUGGCUCUAGAACAUUGAGAAACAUGCGUGCUUUCUGCAACCCAAAAACCAUUCCUACACGACAGUAUCUUUUCAGUGGGUGCCAUCCCCCAACUAACUCGUAUUGUUAACACAACUUGUGGUUGCUUCAUGUGCCUGAUAUCCGUUCAUUAGUAUUUAUUCCAAGCUAGAAGAAUUGGGGGAAGACCCUCCAGCUCCAAAUCUCACACUAAACCUGUCCAACACCCUCACACCGCAGUGCGAAGGCAUACUUUUGGGUAACACUCAUUGAGGGGGCCUAAAAGUAGGCACGUUUUCCCCAUUUAUUCGUGCAGAGGUGCGGGACACAUACGCUUUUCAUUAUUUUGUACGAUGUUUGUUUAUGUUGUUUAUAUUGUUAACCAAGAAAACGUGCUGCUGAUCAUGUGUGCAAUAUUAAGUCUGUAAUUGAAUUUGUUUUUUAUAUGUACUUUUAUUUUUGUAUGAAUAAACCGAAAAGAAACUAAUUUGAAAAUCAA
Messenger RNA from Drosophila eugracilis, 2808 nucleotides. RefSeq names its product mediator of RNA polymerase II transcription subunit 15. The transcript has 3 exons. The coding region runs from base 196 to 1860 and encodes 554 amino acids. The record is from RefSeq and is a predicted model, not a curated record. NCBI's taxonomy places the organism in Eukaryota, Metazoa, Arthropoda, Insecta, Diptera, Drosophilidae.